Messenger RNA from Plutella xylostella (diamondback moth), 1968 nucleotides. RefSeq lists its product as uncharacterized. The record is from RefSeq and is a predicted model, not a curated record. Gene Ontology annotation, molecular function: serine-type endopeptidase activity. Lineage: Eukaryota; Metazoa; Arthropoda; Insecta; Lepidoptera; Plutellidae. Gene Ontology annotation, biological process: proteolysis.
UUAAACUGGUUUUUGAACUUGCCAAAGGCAGGCAAGCAUCCUCAUAUCAAAACAGUGUAAAUCUUAAAGCCCGCAAGAAUGGUAUUCAAUCAUAGAUUGUCGAAAGUACUCGUACUCGUGACAGUGUUUCUAGUCCAGUUCUGCCUUUCAAAAGACCUUCUUCAUCAGGAAAAAUCAUACAGUGAUGACAGCCUAAUUCGAAAAACUCGGGGAUACGGGUCCCACCACUACGACCCACCACGUGAACACUACACUCACGAGCACCCUGUACAGCCGAUAAAAGUUAAUUGGCAUCAGUCGCAGCUGCACACAUGGGGAUAUCAUGCUGAACCUUCUGGACCUCAUAUACCAUAUCCAUUCUACGAUUUACCAUCCGAAUCACAAGAUUUUCAUUUUCCUGAAAAAGAAACAGUUCCAGAAGAUGCACAUGACAAUGAACCGACAUCACGGCCGCCGGUGAACAAUUUUUUCGAUGCUGCUCAUAGAAUACAAACAAAAAUAAACGCAUUUAUUCAAAACUUCCAUAAAACAAAUAUGAAUGAUGACGAUAUUUUAAAAUUUAAACAAACAAAUACAUAUUUUGAGAAUUCAGAUGAAUUUACGAAGCAUAAUAUUGCUACUCAAUCAAGUGAUCAAAGACUACAAACAACGACGGUUAACACAUUUCGUGAAAACUUACAGACAACCAGCACUCCAAACAUAAACACCAACGAAAAUAAUGAUAAGAGUUAUGUAAGUUCAGACAGAGCGAGAGAUGAUCGCAAUAGUGAACCAGUAGACGGACGAAUGCAAACAUUAACGACAACAGCAUUACCGUCUACAGAAGAAACAAGUGAACAAGACAGAAUACUAUUAAAAAAUAUUCCAUCAGAAACUGAAAACUCAACGACGACUGGAGGGUUCGCAGUUCGUUUGCAAGAUGUUUUCUCCAAUGAAAUAUUACCCACUGACCCUUGCACUCCUUAUAAUCCUAAAACACCUGAUUUCUCCGCGAAUGGACUAAAAACAAACCAAAUCAAAUGCCGAGAAUAUAUUUGGAGUAUGCGGAAAGAUAUAGAAUUGGGGACUAGAUAUUCAAAAUGUGAAGCACAAAAAGCAGAAGAAUUGCGUAGACAAGGCUCAAAGAUCGGUUAUCCAGCCGCUUACGGGGGAGUUCUUACAUUUGAUGGAGAUUUUCCCCACAUGGGCGCCAUAGGUUGGAGAGCGGCUGAUCCAAACGCUACUGAGUGGGUGUUCAAGUGUGGUUCCACACUGAUCAGCUACAAGUUUGUGCUGACGGCAGCUCACUGCACGCACAUCCCUGUAGACUUCACCAUCGCUGAAUCAGAACCCAAGAUUGUGAGACUAGGGGACAAGAAUAUAAUCUAUGGUUACGCACGUUUCGACGUGGACAUUCUUCGAUCUAUUGUUCACCCUAUGUACGAAUCUCCCAAGAAAUACUACGAUAUAGCUCUUAUGGAGCUAAGCAGAGAGGUGCUGCGUUUUAGUAAUGUCAUCCGACCAGCAUGUUUAUGGAAUGAUUUUAACACAAAUAGUCUAGAAAAUACUACAGUCACAGGCUGGGGUGCUGUUGAAAAAGCGAGAUUUUCAAUCUCUCCAGAGCUGCAAGUGGUGAAUAUUGACGUGAUAGACUCUGUGUCUUGCGAUCGUCUGUUGAGACGGUACUGCAACAGGAACUUCUGCGGAGUGCAGGAGCACCAGGUGUGUGGCGGCGUGCUGGCUGGGGGCAUCGACUCCUGUCAGGGUGACUCCGGGGGUCCGUUCCAGGCGGAGCUGCCCCUGCCCGGGGGCACGGGGGGGCACAUGCACCACGUGUUCGGGGUCACGUCGUUCGGCGUCGGCUGCGCGGAGCCGAACACUCCCGCCGUCUACACGAGGGUCUCCGCGUUCGUCGAUUGGAUUGAGAGCAUCGUUUGGUGAUCGAUUGUUAUUUUAAUAGAUUCGAUAAUAAACUGUUAAAAUUGUAAA